AUGGCGAAGAGAGGGAGAAUGGUGAAGUGCUCGGCGGAAGGAAACGGCAGCGGGUGGGAGAAGAAGGGGAUUAUGAGCGCUUCGCUGAUGGCGGCGGUGGCUGCAGGUCUGGAAAUGGAAAACCCAAAAACCCUUGGGAAAACCCCAGGCGAUGAAGUGAAGCUGAAUGAGGAAAGGAGGGGAGAUUUUUUUGGCAGAGGAAGUCUACCCAAAGACAGAGAAGAAGAAGAAGAAGAAGAAGAGGUCACGGGCAGAGAAGAAGAGGAGAAGGCCGUUAAAAAGUUGGGACAGUGGGGAGAGUGA
This is a messenger RNA of Linum trigynum, 303 nucleotides long. The record is from the annotation of a GenBank genome assembly. Lineage: Eukaryota; Viridiplantae; Streptophyta; Magnoliopsida; Malpighiales; Linaceae.